ACCGAAGCGACAAGCGCCAACGGCACGCCUGAUUUGCGCCGAUUCCAGUCGAGUUGCGCUGCCAAUAUUAUUAUUAGCUGCCUGCCGAUUGUCCGACCGCGUCCAUCCGUCCGCUCAUCCGCACGUCCGACCGACCGUCCGUCCGACGCACCAGCGGCCGCCAGCGCGCCGUCAUGGACACAGAUUCGCAGUUACAACAAUAUGGCGAAGUUAACCAACUUGGCGGCGUGUUCGUGAACGGGCGUCCACUGCCCAACGCAGUGCGCUUGCGCAUCGUCGAGCUUGCGCAGUUGGGCAUCCGACCAUGCGACAUUUCGCGGCAGCUGCGCGUGUCGCACGGCUGCGUUUCCAAGAUCCUGGCGCGCUACCACGAAACCGGCUCCAUACUGCCGGGGGCAAUCGGGGGCAGCAAGCCACGCGUCACCACCCCCAGGGUGGUCACCUACAUCCGCGAGCUCAAGGUCAAGGACCCCGGCAUCUUUGCGUGGGAGAUCCGCGACCGGCUGCUCGCCGACGGCGUGUGCGACAAGUUCAACGUGCCGUCGGUCAGCUCCAUCAGCCGCAUUCUGCGCAACAAGGUGGCCCCCGGCACGGGGUCACCGCAGUCUCCGCCGGGGCCACCGUCACCCCACCCGCCGCCGCCACCACACCACCAAACCGCAGCCCUUUACUCGAGUUUCUUCCCUGCAGCGGCGGCGUCGGCGCCAUUCGGCGCACCAAAGAUGCCGCCUCAGGUCGUCUGCCCCACGGGCCCUCGGGGCCACUGUUGGCCCAGUUCGCACUCGGUUUCGGACAUCUUGCGCCUGUCGCAGCAGCAGCCCCAGUCGGCCAGCAACUACUACAUGUAUUUGCAAGGGUGCAGUUCCGUGGUCGGUCACCAGCCGGGCGGCCUGGCUCACCACCAGACCACCUCCCUCUGACCGCCACACGUUGGCCCCCCUUCGCGUUGUGGAGUUCACCUCUGAAGCGCUUAGACUGUAUCCCUUCGAUGCCGUUUCGCAGCAACCGGUGGUUUUAGGAGUGACCACUGCGUCAGGCGCCACUGGAUAUCAAGGAGUCUGAAUUUUUAAUUUUUAAGUUGCUCACGUUGGUACCAAACGCCAGGGGACGAUUUCUCCUUAACACACUAAUGUUUUAACUGUAUUUUGCCGAUUACAAACCAUUGCAUUCAAAUAAAUUUAGGCCAGUCAAUUAAAAAUUUAAUAUGGCGUAUAUGAGUGAUAAUUCAAAUUUUAAAAUUUAAAAAGAUGAUGGUCUGAAUUGAAGUCUUUCAAUUUGGUUUAAUUUCUUUGAUUGACAGGUAAACAGUGCCCCAGGCCUAUCCAAAUCGUACAUACGAAAUAUGUUUAACUCUAUUGUUAAUCCUGAAUGAGCUAUCUUCACUCGAGAUAGAUAUUUCCAUUGAAACUGUACCCUCGUAGCUUAUUAGUCAUAAUAUUUUUCUACCAGUUUCGGUUUCACAGUAAAGCAAUCUAUAUAUAUUUCAUAAAUAAGAAAACUCAACCAAUGGUUUAAGAUGACUAAUAAGCAUCGAGGAUGAGGUCUGGUUUGCAAUUUUUAAUACGUCAAAAUGUUCAAAACCAUGAGGAGAAAUAUAUUUCAAUAUUUAAAUUAUUGUUUUUAAAAAUAAAAUUUUAGCUGUCUUUAUGUCCUCUGGUGUCAGCUUCGGACCUUUAAAACGUUUUAUUAAUUAUGAGAAUUUAAACGGUUUUACACCGUGGCGUUACGUCUGCUGGUCACUCGCAGAAAAUCGGUUCGCGAGAGCAAAAGCAAAACGUUCACUGCUUUGGCGAGUGAAAAUGUUGUGAUAAAAACAAAGAUUCGCAGCGUGCCAGUGAAGUCAAACAAGUCGACUGCGUGUUGUGACAUGAACGAUUUUUUCCCUCUGAGCGAGACGAAAACUAAAGAACUAAUUAACAUUCUUAUGUGUGUUCAAGUAUGUGUCGGCGUUGCUUGUGGUCGUUUUAAUUGUGUAUCAAAAUUGAGGCAUUUUUUACAAGUUAAUUUUAGCUUAAUACGCCCGCCCCAGCUGAGAAAUCAGCACGUGGGCUUACGAAGUCAUAUAUAUAUACAUACGAAUAUUGUACACACGCACAGUCUUAAUAAUUAUUUAACGAUUUACUAAACAUUUCUUGGAACUUCUGGAGGAUAAAUCACGGGUCGCUUCCCUGGAAUUCGGCGAUACAACGUUCAACCACCCAGCAGUUUUAAUCUUCCUUUCCUGUGACUUUUCCUAUUUUGAAGAGUAAUUUUAUUUAUAUAUGAAUGAUAUUUAAUUAAAUAAAAACGAAACAAACUAUA
Cloeon dipterum is the source of this 2301-nucleotide messenger RNA. It is a transcript of the gene Poxm, whose product is annotated as Pox meso. NCBI's taxonomy places the organism in Eukaryota, Metazoa, Arthropoda, Insecta, Ephemeroptera, Baetidae. The transcript has 2 exons. The record is from RefSeq and is a predicted model, not a curated record. Gene Ontology annotation, molecular function: RNA polymerase II cis-regulatory region sequence-specific DNA binding; DNA-binding transcription factor activity, RNA polymerase II-specific. The coding region runs from base 174 to 920 and encodes 248 amino acids. Gene Ontology annotation, biological process: regulation of transcription by RNA polymerase II; anatomical structure development.